This is a messenger RNA of Trametes versicolor FP-101664 SS1, 2817 nucleotides long. RefSeq lists its product as uncharacterized. The record is from RefSeq and is a predicted model, not a curated record. The transcript is spliced from 3 exons. Gene Ontology annotation, molecular function: heat shock protein binding. Bases 1 to 2817 code for a protein of 938 amino acids. Gene Ontology annotation, cellular component: mitochondrion; cytosol. NCBI's taxonomy places the organism in Eukaryota, Fungi, Basidiomycota, Agaricomycetes, Polyporales, Polyporaceae.
AUGUCCGACGCUUUCUCUGAUCUCUGGAACUCGACUGGGGUGGCCAAGCCAGCCGAGCCUCCUCGCAAACUUGGUUCUCUAGCAUCCGCGUCGCCUGCGCCAGCUGCUGCACGAAGGCCUCAAAACGAUGUGUUCUCUAUGCUCGCCGCCGCAGGUUCGUCCUCGAACGUCGGUUCGCGGUCUGUAACCCCCGCGCAUACUCCCGCGCUCGGGUCGAAUGGCCCCGCAAAGCCGAUUCAAAAGGCCGCCAGCACGGGUACCGCGUUGGGGGGCAGCGACGCGUUCAGCGGCCUCCUCUCCGGCUUCUCAUCUACGCAGUCCGCGAACGGUGCGAACCUGACGAUCGCUCAGCGCGCAGCACUCGCGGAGAAGGAGCGACGGGAGCGCGCGCAGCAGCAAACAUCCAACCCCCCGCAGGCUGCACAUGCUUGGGCCGGAUUGGACGCGUUAGGAGGCAGCUCCGCUACAGCAAACACUCAAUCAUCCACGACCAGCCAUGACCCGCUUGAUGAUCUAGGAUUCGGUGCCUUUACAUCCUCCUCUACCUCUACCUCCCCACCUAUCAAAGUCACCCAGUCUGCUCCCCAGGCCGACGACGACUGGGGCUUUGGAGAAUUCUCUUCUCAGCCUGCGCCUGCGCCUGCCCCCGCGGGGAAGCGCAAGGGGCCCGCCGCUUCCGGGUUUGAUGAUCUUCUCGGCUUCGACGACUUCAGUGCGCCUGCUGCGUCCCGUCAAUCAUCUUCCCCCGCGCCUCCAAGAUCCGACACACUAGGGGACUUCGACUUCGGGAACCGGGAGGAUGGUCUGCUAGGUGGCCAGUCUAGCGAUGAAGAUGAUAUCCUUGGAGACCUGAGCAAACCAGUGGAGAAGUUGGCAGCGGUAAGUGCACAGUCCGCCCGCAACACGCCUUCUCCCCGACUGCCGCCAUCUGGGCAGCGGUCUCGCGCGGUGUCGCCACCGCCCCACGUCCUGGGUCAAAUCGUCGAGAUGGGGUUCUCGAUACAACAGGCACGCGUUGCGCUCGCGGCAACGGACACCGGUCUGGACGUGCAAGCCGCGUUAGAGACCCUGCUCUCAAACGGCGCCGGCUCCUCUUCUCCCGCUCCUGAGCAGCAACAAGAGGCACGGAGGCGGCCCCAGCGGGAAGCUGGGCACGAUCGGUACUACGAAUCGGAUGAGGAGGCACCGCCCGCGCGCCAGGCACCGCGUACCGCGGCACGUCCCUCGCCCCAGGCACAGCGGUCCGUACGCGAGCGUCCACCGCGAGAGGGCGACGCCUCGGCAGAUAGCCAGCAGAAGUUGCAGGAGCAGGCAGACAAGCUACUCGCGCAGGCGAGCGAAGUGGGCAUCAACCUCUUAAACCGCGCCAAUGCGUUCUGGAAAGAGGGCAAGGAGCGAGCGCAGCGAGUCUAUGAAGAACGCGUAGCUGGUGCUGCUGCGGCCGGCCCGUCAAGGCAGUCCCCUGGGGAUGGUGCGCGGCGGAAUGGGAAACCGAAGUGGAUGCAGGAUGCGGAGGACGAGGGUCAUGUAUCUCCUGUUGUGCAUGACAGUGGCUUCAAGGACGAUGAUGACGAGAUCUCACCACUACCCAAGCGACCGCAAGCAAAGCAGGCGCAAGCUCCGCCUCGCACACGAGAACAACCUUCUGCGGAGAGCCCUGCCUCGCGUCUCAAGGUCGGCAACCUGUUCUCAGACGAUCCCCCUGCAGUCUAUGUAUCGCCAUUUCGGCGCAAGGGCCCUGCUCGUGCUCCGGCUGCCGAUGCCGCCGCUUCCUCCGCUCCUGCCACGCCUGUCCAGAAGCCGUCACCCUCUCCCGCUCGCGCUCCGUCCCCUGUCGCACUCGUGCAGCGGCGUACCGUGUCCGCAUCACAGGCUGCUAUCACCCAAUCAGCGCAGAAGAAGGCAGCAGGGACGGAGAAGUUCAAGCUCGGCCAGUACGCGGAAGCGGAGAGCCUGUACUCCGCAGCUAUCAGCGCCCUGCCGCAAUCACACCUGCUCCUCGUCCCUCUCUACAAUAAUCGCGCCCUCACGCGUAUCAAGACCGGGGACCACGGCGGCGCGAUCGAGGAUAGCACCACAGUGAUUGAGCUCAUCGGUGCGGCGUACCAUCCCGCGCGCGAGGAGAAGAUUACGCGGGUGGAAGACGGCGCGGGCGUCGACCUCGCGGAUGGGCUCGUCAAGGCAUGGUGGCGCCGUGCGGAGGCGUACGAGGGCAAGGAGAAGUGGGAUUCUGCGCGCCAGGACUGGGAGUCCAUCGCCGGCGCGGACUUCGCGGGCAAGGUGCGCGCGGAGGCGGUGCGGGGAAUUGGGCGCUGCCGGCGCAUGCUCAAGACGGACGUCGAGACGGGCGUGUCGACUGCGUCUGCGCCUGUAUCCCGUCCUAGUGUCGGUGCUGCGAAGCCACGGGUGGCACCGAAACCCAAGCCGAAGCCGGCGGCGCGUGGGCCGUCGCCCCCCUCAGAAGCCGUGAACCGUCUGAAGGAGGCAAACGAAGCGCAGGAGGCGGAAGAACAGGCACGCCACGACCUCAAGGACGCAGUAGAGGGGCGGCUCGGCGCAUGGAAAGCAGGCAAGGAGACGAACCUGCGCGCGCUCAUCGCGAGCCUCGACACUGUGCUGUGGCCCGAGCUUGGGUGGCAGAAAGUGGGCAUUCACGAGCUCGUGUCGCCGUCGCAGGUGAAGAUCAGGUACACGAAGGCGAUCGCGAAAGUGCAUCCCGAUAAGCUCAACGUGCGCAACACGACGGUCGAGCAGCGCAUGAUUGCGAACGGCGUCUUCGGGACCCUGAACGAGGCGUGGAACGCGUUCAAGCCGUAA